Molecule: messenger RNA, 1021 nt
Organism: Lampris incognitus (smalleye Pacific opah)
Lineage: Eukaryota; Metazoa; Chordata; Actinopteri; Lampriformes; Lampridae
Gene: ptrh2
Product: peptidyl-tRNA hydrolase 2
Exons: 2
Coding region: 68-583 (171 amino acids)
Biological process (GO): positive regulation of anoikis; negative regulation of anoikis
Cellular component (GO): cytosol; mitochondrion
Molecular function (GO): peptidyl-tRNA hydrolase activity
Source: RefSeq, a predicted model, not a curated record
CGAACCCAGGCGGAGACGGACGCGUUGGUCGCUCUCACGUUGGACGGACACGCCGGUGGGACAAGGUAUGGAGUCCUUGUAUGGCCCGUUAACCUUGGGCCUCGUGGCAGGACUGGGCUGUGGACUUGGUCUCGGAUGGCAUUUGCGGGCCCGGCUCAGCCAGACGUCCAGGAGCCUCAUAGAAACCAUGGGGAACGGGACCGGCGAAGCCAGCGUCAUGGGAGACAGAGGGGCGUUCAAGAUGAUCCUGGUCGUCCGAAACGACCUGAAGAUGGGCAAAGGGAAGGUGGCGGCCCAGUGCUCCCACGCCGCCGUGUCAGCCUACAAGCAGGUUCAGCGCAGGAGGCCCGAGAUACUUCAACAGUGGGAGUACUGCGGCCAGCCCAAAGUGGUGCUGAAGGCCCCGGAUGAAGAUAGCCUGAUGGGGCUGCUGAACCACGCGAAGGAGGAGGGUCUCACCGUCAGCCUGAUCCAAGAUGCGGGCCGGACACAGAUCGCACCGGGGUCACGCACUGUGUUGGGUAUUGGACCAGGUCCGACUGAUCUACUUGACAAAGUUACUGGACACUUAAAGCUAUACUAGAUUUGCCCCUUCUGCUUUAUUUUUAUAAGAACCAAGUGAUUUAACUUUACUCAAAGUUCAGAGUUCAUUUUUGUGUUGUCAGAAGCGGUAAAUGAACAGCUUUCUAUAUAUAUCUUCCAUUCGUUAUACGAGGGCACGGGAUUGGUAAACGUUACAGUCAGGUAUUACUGAGCACUGUGAGACCAACAAAACCACAACAUAUACACAUGUUGGUCUUGAAAAUAAUUACCGGUAACACUAAAUAAGAUGAUUUACAUAUUUUGAACAAUAAACAUGUUGUUAGCCACACGACAAAUUGCUGUAUUUUCUUCAAAGACUGGACGUCAAUCAGACCAAUGGGGAAUGAGGCUUUAUGCUCCUUUCACUUGGUUGAAACCAGCUCGACAGUUGGUGGCAGUAACGUGUUGAUGUAACGUGACGACCCGGCAAUAAAAACAA